Microthlaspi erraticum is the source of this 1293-nucleotide messenger RNA. Lineage: Eukaryota; Viridiplantae; Streptophyta; Magnoliopsida; Brassicales; Brassicaceae. The record is from the annotation of a GenBank genome assembly.
AUGUGUGGUAGGAAUCCAUCUUACGGAUGGACAUCAUUACAAGCUGGUAAAGACUUGCUAAAACAAGGUUUGCAAAGUAGAUUGGGAAAUGGAAAGGAAACGAAUGUUUGGUUAGACCAUUGGCUACCAGUCUUGCCUCCACGUUUAGCACAAGGAAAUGUUCAACAUUUGAAUAUGAAGGUCGAGGAGUUAUGGAAACAGGGGGAGAAGUCGUGGGAUGAGAAUCUACUCAGGUCUGUUCUCACCCAUGAAGAUGCAGAGUUGGCAAAAAAUAUCAGAUUGUCAAGAUUUGCCAUCCACGAUAAACGCAUUUGGUCAUAUACUUCAACGGCUGAAUAUACUGUGAAGUCAGGGUAUUGGGUGGCAACUCAUCUGGUUCCAGAUAAUGAGAAGAUUGAACCACCAGCGGGGUCGUUAGAGGUUAAAAAGAAGAUAUGGAGGGUUAAGAUGGAGCCAAAAAUUCAGCAUUUCAUCUGGAAAGCGGUUGCAGGGGCUAUUCCAUCAUCAGAAAGGUUAUGUUCCAAAACACUUGAUAUUGAUCCCGUAUGCCAACGUUGCAGUAAAGAGCAUGAAACAAUAAAUCACCUAUUGUUUCAUUGUCAUCAUGUGAAAGCUAUUUGGAGAGGUGCAAGGUUUGCAGAGUUUGACAAUCCUAAUUCUACCCUUGAAGAUAAUAUAAGGAUGAUGCUACAGAUAAACGAAAGAUCUACAUUGAGAGUAGAAGAUCGGUUUUUACCGUUUUGGAUUGUGUGGAAGAUAUGGAAAUCACGAAAUGAAUUUAUCUUUACUCAGAAAAGUACUCAAGCUGCGGAGGAUGUUUUGAAAAGUAUGGAAGCAGUGGCGGGGUGGAUAUUAGCAAAACCAAUCUCUCCAAUUCAACACAAUAUUCAAACGCAAGGUAUCUCUGCAACUUGGGAACCACCACCUUUGGGCUGGCUAAAAUGCAAUUUUGAUAGCUCGAUAGAUAAUGACUAUAUGGGAGUAGGAUGGAUUAUCAGAGAUGAGUAUGGUCAUUAUAUUGAAUCAGGAUGGGCUAGAUUAGAGAACGUGGGAUCCAUAUUAGAAGCUGAAGGAAAUGGAUUUCUGUAUGUGGUUCAGAGAGUAUGGCAGAAGGGAUUCAGACAAGUUUGGUUUGAGGGAGAUAAUCUACAAUUGGUAAACAUCAUUAACAAGCAGAAAGAUAGCUUGGUGUUGGUAAACCUGUUAGUGGACAUUUAUCAUUGGAUCAGCAAGCUACCACUUUGUUCAUUGGAUCAUGUUGGUGAGAGAAGAAUAUGGUGGCCGACAAAUUAG